Sorghum bicolor (sorghum) is the source of this 2285-nucleotide messenger RNA. Its product is annotated as protein root UVB sensitive 6-like. The record is from RefSeq and is a predicted model, not a curated record. NCBI's taxonomy places the organism in Eukaryota, Viridiplantae, Streptophyta, Magnoliopsida, Poales, Poaceae. The transcript is spliced from 14 exons. The coding region runs from base 181 to 1695 and encodes 504 amino acids.
CAUUGUUCGCGUCGUCCGCCUUUUAUAACUCUCUCCUCUCUCUCUCUAACCACUGCCAGCCACCUCUGCGCCCAUCGCGACCACUCGCCAAGUAAUUUUUCUUCCGCCCACCUGACUACGCCUCGACCUCGACCUCGGCCUCGCCCUCGGCGUCGCCUCCGUCCGCCGGACGCGGCAGCCAUGGCGCCGGCAGUGGGGCUCAAGCGCUCCGCCACGCAGACCAUCACUCUGCCGCCGCCCGAGACGCGGCUGGCUGUGCGCGAUGUCAUGCGGUCCACGAUCCCGUCGCAGCCCGCCGAGGCGCCGGCGUCCACGGAGAGGCCGGCGCCAGCCGCGGCGCUGCAGGGGUUCCUGUGCCUGGAGGAGGUGGACGGGAGGCGGUGGAGCUACGUGGUGGACGGCGGGGCCGCCAAGGGGAGGGGCAGGGGCGGGGCCGCCGUCCCCGCUGGGGCCUCCGUUAGGGCCGUGCCGCUGCAGUCGCCGCUUCCGCCUGCCGAGGAAAUAAUGGCAUUCAUAAGAUCGUAUGUUGUGCCUGAAGGGUUUCCAGACAGUGUUACUCCUUCAUAUGUACCUUACAUGACCUGGAGGGCUCUGAAGCACUUCUUUGGUGGAGCGAUGGGGGUGUUUACAACAAGAACCUUGCUGAGUUCUGUUGGAGUCUCUCAAAGCAAGGUGACACCAGGUGCCAUUGCUAUCAACUGGAUCCUCAAGGACGGUGCUGGGCGAGUCGGAAAAAUGCUUUUUGCACGUCAAGGAAAGAAGUUUGACUAUGACCUAAAGCAGUUACGGUACACUAGUGAUCUGUUGCUGGAAAUAGGAGCUGGGAUAGAAUUAACUACUGCUGCAUUCCCUCAGUUUUUCUUGCCUAUGGCUUGCGUAGCCAAUGUUGUAAAGAAUGUCGCUGCUGUUACGUCAACUUCAACUCGCACUCCAAUCUAUAAGGCCUAUGCGAGAGGAGAAAACAUUGGAGAUGUCACCGCUAAAGGCGAAUCUGUUGGGAACAUUGCAGAUCUGCUUGGUACUGGUCUGAGUAUCUUUAUCUCAAAAAGGAAUCCCUCACUGGUGACUUCAUUUGCCUUCCUAUCUUGUGGAUAUCUCCUGAGCUCAUAUCAAGAGGUGAGAUCUGUUGUGCUGAAUACCCUAAACAGGGCGAGGUUUACCGUCGCAGUGGAUUCUUUCAUUAAAACUGGUCACAUUCCCUCCUUGAAGGAAGGAAACUCACAGGAGACGAUAUUUAAUCCACCUUGGCGGCAUGAGCCAGUCGCAAUAGGUUCAAGAUUUGGAGAAGCAUUUCAAGAGCCAGCUUCAUUUCUUGCCAUAAGACCUCUGUUUGAGGAUGAGAGAUACAUGGUGACAUAUAACCCAACAAAGGAUAAAGUAUAUGCUUUGCUCAAGGACCAAGCAAAAUCAGACGACAUUAUUAAAGCUGCUUUCCAUGCUCAUGUGCUACUGCAUUUUAUUAAUGCAUCACAUGCACGGAGGCUGAAGCAGAAGCAGAAGCAGGCAAACCCUGACCGAUCAGAGCAUCUGUACUCUAGAAACAUGGAUUUCCUGGCGCACAUCGCUGAAUCUUGCAAAAUUGUUUCGUCAUCAUAUGGAACAUUCAAGAAGAAAGCAAGGGAACAGGGUUGGAUAAUGUCAGAAUCUCUGCUCAACCCUGGCAAGGCUCGAUUAUGUGCGGCAAAACCACAAUGAAUCUACUGUUCCAGUAUAAUUUCGAUGAGAUGAUACCGAUCUCAUGUUUGUAAGACUAACUUUUCUAACGAGACGGGAUGCUCAGUUCUUAGGAACUGAACUAACAUAUGUUGGGUGCCCAGCUCUAGGCAUGAAUCAGUGAACCUUCAAUCUGAAGCGCCAAAUUGCAGGAAGAGCAAGAGUUCUACGAUCUGAAGAAUGCCUGAACAUAUAAUAAAACAUACAGUGGAUAGGUGGUGCGCUGGUUCGUGACUCGCGAGUGAAGGGCUCAAUGAGAUUGACUUCAAACUGCUAACUGCACAGACUAGAGCUUGUAUUUAUGUUUGCUGCUGUAACCUGUUUCCCGUCCGUGUUGGUCGGCUGCCGAGCUUCUUGUUUGGAAGUCUUUGGAGUUUCGGAUUUCUUUUUUCCGCCACUUUGCUGACUUGCGGCACUUGAGAGUUGUUCAAACCCUUCGCUUCUAACUUAGCGCCCUAGUAAACUCCAGUUUCUCAGUGAAGAGUCAUCACUCAUGUCGUCGAUGACUUCUUCAAACCUUGUACAUACAUGCUCCGUAAUAACUGGAAGCCUUCUUUGUGUCGAUGUUUCUA